CCUCAGCUUUCGCCUCCUGCACCUCCUCCGCGUUCUCCUCAUCGCCCUUAUCUGCUCUCCCCCCUGCCCCACCCCCAGCUCCCCCAGCCUGGGUCCUAGGGGCUCGCUCUGCAGAGAUGAGGGUCCUGGCCUGCCUCCUUGCUGUUCUGAUGGGGAUUCAGGCUGUGGAGCGGCUGCGCCUGGCGGGGGGCCCCCACGGCUGUGCUGGGCGGCUGGAGGUGCGGCACGGGGGGCGCUGGGGAACGGUGUGUGACGACGGCUGGGAUCUGCGGGAUGCUGCCGUGGCCUGCAGCGAGCUGGGCUGUGGAGGAGCUUUGGCCGCCCCCAGAGGGGCUUUCUUUGGAGAGGGCACUGGGCCGGUAUGGCUGAGUGAGCUGGAUUGUCGGGGGUCUGAGAGCCGGCUGAGCCUCUGUCGUCACAGGGGCUGGAAGGCACACAUCUGCUCCCAUGAGGAGGACGCUGGCCUCGUCUGUGUGGGUCAGCGGGCAACCAACUCGAGGCCAGAUUCAACAGAGCCCCUGGACUGGGAGCUGUGGUCUGAGGGCUCCCCAACAUCCCCAGCUGGAAACCCAACAAGCAGCCCACAGGAGGCCCCUCGGCUCCCCAAGCUGCCAAAGGCCACCCGGGCCCCUCUUCUGACUUCCAAUGCUUUCCGACAGGAGCAUCUGCGCCUGGCAGGGGGGCCCCACGGCUGUGCCGGGCGGCUGGAGGUGCGACACGGGGGCCGCUGGGGGACGGUGUGUGAUGACGGCUGGGAUCUCCGGGAUGCUGCCGUGGCCUGCAGGGAGCUGGGCUGUGGGAGAGCCCUGGCCGCCCCCGGAGGGGCCCGCUUCGGAGAAGGGUCAGGCCCCGUUUGGAUGGACGAUGUGGGCUGUGGAGGUGGAGAGCAGGCCCUCCAGGACUGUCCCCGGAGCCCUUGGGGACGAAGCAACUGCGACCACACGGAGGAUGCCGGACUGGUCUGUGAAGGCCCAGCCCCCCGCUUGCGCCUGGUUGGGGGUCCCAAUGGCUGUGCUGGGCGGCUGGAAGUGUGGCAUGGAGGCCGCUGGGGGACGGUGUGUGACGACGGCUGGGAUCUCCGGGAUGCUGCCGUGGCCUGUAGAGAACUGGGCUGUGGUGGUGCCCUAGCUGCCCCUGGAGGGGCCUUCUUUGGGGAGGGGUCUGGGCCCAUCCUGCUGGAUGACCUACGGUGCAAGGGGAAUGAGACGUCCCUGGGGUUCUGCCCAGCCCGUCCCUGGGGCCAGCACGACUGUCACCACCGAGAGGAUGCAGGGGCUGUAUGUGACGGUCUGCCUCUGGGCUUGCCUACUCCAGGCAGCAGCCACGAGGCCCCAGAGACUCAGACCCCCACUAGUGGGCUCUUCCCUGCCUUUCCCACGACCCUGCUGGAACCAGGCCCUGAGGAGGGCACCCCCCACCUUCGCCUGGUGUCUGGGCCAGGCCGGUGUGCCGGGAGGCUAGAGGUGUGGUAUGGUGGUCGCUGGGGCACUGUGUGCGAUGAUGGCUGGGAUGUGCGAGAUGCCACGGUGGCCUGCCGAGAGCUGGGAUGUGGUGUCCCCCGGGAGCCAGGCCCUGCCACCGGCCGCUUUGGCUGGGGGGAGGGCCCCAUCUGGCUGGAUGACGUGGCUUGCAGUGGGACUGAGGUCCGGCUGGCCAACUGCCCUGCAGCCCCCUGGGGGAAACACAACUGCGCCCAUAAUGAGGAUGUGGGGGUCACCUGCACAGGGAGUCUUGGGCCUGACUUGGUCCCAGGCCCCUUCAGCUGGAGCUGGACCCCAGAGCCACAUGGGGAUGGACAGGGCUGGCCACUGAGGUGGACCACUCAGAGUCCGGGGGACGUGGCCAUCCAGCUGACUACUAGCAGUCCCGGAACCAGAGUGGCCAAGCCACCAGCGAGAACUCCACAUACCUCCAAAAAAUGGACCACAAAGAAACCACGGAAACCUCCUGUGCGACCCCCUGGACAAUCAACCACUAAGGUCCCACGGAGGCAGACAACGCGGGUUCCACAAGGCCAGGCCUCCCCCAAACUGACCACACUGGCUCCCCGAGGCCAGACCCCCCAGGCCUCCCCCAAACUGACCACACAGGCUCCCCGAGGCCAGACCCCCCAGGACUCACUACUGCUGCCCACUCAGACCUCACUACCCAACAUACCAAUGACAUCUCCAGCCAGCCCCCCACUGGCCACUCGGUCCUCACAAAGACAACCUUCCCAGGUCACCCCACAGCUAAGCACUCGAGUCCCCAAGGAAGCCACCCCAAUGGAUCGAGAUGAGAGUUCCCCUGAGACCUCCCUAGACCCAGGCUCUUCCACGCCGGGGGCUGAGAGCAGCUGGGAGGCCUUCAAGACUUUACCCACAAGCACUCCCAAAGACUUGUCCUCCCCCCUGACCUGGCCAGGCUCUGGAGGACUGGGUCCCUUUCGGCUGCGUCUCUCGGAUGGGCCCGACCGGUGUGCCGGGCGGCUGGAGGUGUGGCGUGGUGACGUCUGGGGAACAGUGUGUGACGACGGCUGGGAUCCCCGAGAUGCGGCUGUAGCCUGCCGGGAGCUGGGCUGCGGGGGCAUCCGGCCCCGUGUGGGCAAAACCUACUACGGGUCUGGGACAGGCCCGAUCUGGCUGGAUGAUGUGGACUGUGUGGGCAUUGAGGCCUCACUAGGCGACUGUCCAGCCUCACCUUGGGGGAUUCACAACUGUGAGCACCAGGAGGAUGUGGGGCUCACCUGCACAGGAGACAUGGAGGAUGACAGUGAUCUCCCCUGGGCCUGGGACACCAGUUCUCGAAGGGACACAGCCUGGGGGAGCUUCACAACAGCUGCUCCCAGCCAUGACCUUGCUUCUCAGACCCUCCCGGACCGCGGAGAUCCAGAUUUCCACAGUGGCUCUCGGCCCAUCCAGCCUCCAGUGGCCCCCAAGGAGACCCCCAGUCCAGAUCUCCAGCUGACCACUGACCCCAGCCCAAAGCUGACCGCUGAAUCUAGCACACAGUUGACCUCUGAUCUCAGACUGUCCCUGACCACUGACCCCAGCCCACAGCUGACCCCUGGCUCAGACAAACAGCUGACUCCUGACCCCAGUCCACAGCUGACCACUGACUCUGGCCAACUACUGACCUCUGACCCCAACCCACCGCUGAUCUCUGAUAUCAGCCAAAAACUGACUUCAGAUGUUGUCCUCGAGCUGACCUCUGACCCCAGCCCACAGCUGACCCCAGAUUCUACACCUCAGCUGACCUCUGACUCCUCUCCAGUGUCAGUGGUAACCUUCCACACUGACCUACAAUUCAUUGUUGAUCCUGGCCCGCAGCCGAGCCCUGACUCUACCCUAGAGCUCACCUCUGAUCUUACCCCUAAAGGGGAGCUCACCCCUUCGUCCACCCCACAGUCCAUGCCUGAUGUUGCCCCACGGUUGACAUCUGAAACCAACCGACAACUGACCAUUGAGUCCUUCUCACAGCUGACCCCUAACUCUGCCCUAGACCUGACCUCUGACCCUAGCUCGCAGCUGACCCCUAACUGGGCCCUAGACCUGACCUCUGACCCUAGUCCACUACUAACUCCUCCCUCCACUGAACCGCAAUUCACUCCUGAUUUUGUCUCUCACCUGACCUCUGACCUGUCCCUGCAGAUGAAUGUUGACCCCACCUUUGCACCAGUACUGACCACUCAGCCCUCUGCAGACUCACGGCUGAACCCGUCCUCUAGUCCUACCCCAACUAAACAGUUGAUGCCUGACCCUUCUCCCAGCCCAAAGGUGACUACUGCCUCCCCCAGCACUCAUGGGCUGACCUCUGACUCAUCCUCUUCCACACAACUGUUCCCAGAGCUCAGUCCCACCUCCCAGCAAGCCAGAGUGGCCUCUGCCAGCCCAGGGCUGCCCUCAAAGUACACGCCAUCCCUGCCAUCCGAGCCUGCUAGGCCCUCACAGACCCCCCCAGCCCUCGGGAUGAGUCCAGCUGGGCCCUCCCCAGUGGCUCCUAGCCCCGCCCCCAGCCCCAGCCCCAGCCCCCAGCCUUCAGAGGUUCCACCCAUGAGCGCUGCACCUCCCGGGACCCCAGAUUCUAUCUCCAGUGUCCCACUCUUUGUAGCCUCAGAGCCCACCAUUAACCCUGAUCUCGUCCCUAACCCUGCCCCAACUCCAGAGCACGGUCCCGAGCAUCCUCCAACAGCUGGCUCUGGGGGGGUCUUGGAUGAUCCUUCGGCCCCCCCACAGUCCCCUGGUCCCAGUAAUGUGGAGACUGGCCAGUGUGUGCUGGUCACUCCCCCCACCCCAACCGUCCUUCGAGUCAUGGCCUGUGAGCCCCCGGCCCUGUGGGAGCUGGUUGGGGCAGUGAGGGAUGUGGGCAAACAGCUGCGGAGUCUGACCCAGGCGGUCCAGCAGAACCGAGAGGAGAGAAGGGUGGCAGGCCUGGAGCUGGGGCAGCUGGUGGAGGCCAUCAGGGGCCUGGGCGAUCUGGGCCAGGCCCUGAGAGGGCUGGUGGAGGCAUCGAGGACCCCCGUGACCCCCGGGCUCCAAGAGGAGGAGGAGGAAGAGGAGAGACCGCGAAGAGGAGACGUGUGAGCUCCCCAAAGACUGACAGAGGACAGAGAUGCCCUCCUCCCCCUAAGUGAACAAAGACCACCCAUCCCAGUGCCUCUGCUGGUCUAAUUGA
Molecule: messenger RNA, 4653 nt
Organism: Vombatus ursinus (common wombat)
Lineage: Eukaryota; Metazoa; Chordata; Mammalia; Diprotodontia; Vombatidae
Gene: SSC5D
Product: scavenger receptor cysteine rich family member with 5 domains
Exons: 13
Coding region: 117-4562 (1481 amino acids)
Cellular component (GO): membrane
Source: RefSeq, a predicted model, not a curated record